Molecule: messenger RNA, 3378 nt
Organism: Botrytis deweyae
Lineage: Eukaryota; Fungi; Ascomycota; Leotiomycetes; Helotiales; Sclerotiniaceae
Exons: 4
Coding region: 1-3378 (1125 amino acids)
Biological process (GO): arachidonate metabolic process
Cellular component (GO): membrane
Source: RefSeq, a predicted model, not a curated record
AUGUCCACGUCUCAACAGCCGCCUGAGAAUCAAGCCCUCCGCCUCCUUGCCCUGGACGGUGGCGGUGUGAAAGGCCUCACUUCCUUACUGAUCCUUCGCCGGUUGAUGUUGCAGCUGAAGAGAGAUGCUACAGAUCCGGACGAACCUGUACCGCGGCCAUGCGACGUCUUCGACCUCAUCGGGGGCACUUCGACAGGAGGCCUUAUCGCCAUCAUGCUCGGCCGAUUAGGCAUGACCGUUGACGAGUGUAUAGAGACAUACAAGAAAUUUGGCAAGACGGUGUUUGGGAAAAAGAAGGCAUUUGGCAUAGCAAGGACAAUGUUCAGUGGGAGCAUGUACGAGACCGAGGAUCUUCAGACUGCUAUCAAAACUUUGGUAGCAGAACGUCUUAAACAAGAGGAGGCCCCCUCCAGAGCAGAUACUGACAAUACGAGGGCUGCGAACACGAUUGCUGCUCCUCGAGGAGAUCAGGCCGUACAGGCAUCUUCCUCAUCGUCCGGAGAAGGGGCUCAAGAUCCAGAGGAUGCCCCGCUCAAUGAUAUUCGCGUGAAGGGCGUUACGGGAAAUUGUCGAAUGUUUGUUUGCGCAACACGAAACAAGACCUUCAAUUACGAACUCAUCCGAAAUUAUACUAGUGGAAAGCCGGACCAGGUUGACUACGAUUGCACAAUCUGGGAGGCUGGAUCUGCGACUGCCGCUGCUCCUAUGUUUUUUGGUCCUGUCACAUUCCAAAAGUCCAAAGCAAAGUUCUCCGAUGGAGGUACCACAAUCAAUUGUCCUCUUCCUGAAGUUGUCAAUGAAGCUAGGCGUUUGUGGAACAGUCCCCAGUUUGCAUGUAUUGUUAGCCUUGGAACAGGAUGGCCUGCUAACACGAAGGUCAAAUCGGGGCUGCUGGGUUUCCUAGGACAGACUGUCAAAGUUCUCACUGAUGCUCAGAAGAAGUAUGAAGAAUGGGUACGUGGCAAUCGAGACGACCUCAAUAUCAAAGAGAGUUACUUUAGAUUCAAUGUUGAGCAGGGGAUGGACCAGCUCAAAUUGGAUGAAUGGGCAGAGACGGAGGAAAUGACAGCGCUGACAGAUUCCUACCUCGGCCAAGAUAAGCAUAUGAAUGAGGUCGAGCGCUGCGUGAAACUGCUGCGGAUCACCGAUUCUGUAAAUGAAAGCGCACAGAUUGCUGUGCGCGAAAGUCGACAGCGGAGAAUCUUGGACCAACUCCGUUUUCGCGAAAUACACGCCCGUCACGAAGAGAUAAGACUGGCCCAUCGAGAAACUUUCGAAUGGCUUUUUCACGAAACACAGCCAGGGGAGACAUUUUGGACAAACUUCAUGGAAUGGUUGCAAAAUGACAACAGCAUAUAUUGGAUCAAUGGGAAAGCCGGAUCCGGUAAAUCAACUCUCAUGAAAUUCAUCAACGACGACCCACGACUCAUGAAAGCGCUGAGAAUGUCUCCCUGGGCCGAUGGUCGCCCGGUCAUCAAAGCGUCCUUCUAUUUCUGGUACAAUGGAACAUCGAUGCAAAAAAGCCGGAAAGAACUUAUGCAAUCCCUCUUACUCCAAAUUUUGGAGCUCCAGCCGCAUCUAAUAUCUAUUAUAUUCCACGAAGUUUUCGCGCUUUCAGAUAAUGAUUUCGAUUUCGAGAAGUUUUCUACCGAAGCGGAAUUGAUGCGGGCUCUUAGGGAAACCCUAGAUCAGCCUGAACGGACAUCAAAUUUCAUCUUUCUGAUUGAUGGGCUGGACGAAUAUUAUGCCUCCGAGCAAGAAAUGGUUACCCUCACUGAUCUCUUUCAAUCUUUGGCGGCUCUACCUCGCGUCAAGUUUGUGCUGUCAAGUAGGCCGCUGCCCGCCUACUCCCAAGCUUUUCAAGCAGGAGCCAGUCUUGAGCUUCAGCAUGCGAAAGGGGUUUUUCGAUGGGUCGAUCUUGUCAUGGAGGCUAUUCUCGAAGGGAUUCGUCACUGCAACACGCUUUAUGAACUGCAAGAGGAAGUGAAGAGGCUUCCUCCGGACCUCAUACCCUUCUACGGGCACAUGUGGAACGGCAUCAAGCCGGAGUACCGCAUCGAAGCCUCGCAAUUGUUCCAGCUUGUGCAGAAAGCCAUGAUGUAUAAUAAUAAAGAACAACACAAUCGGGGUUACGAACAAUCACAUAGAGCCGUGACUCUAUUCCUCGCCACGACCGAAGACCCUGACCAACAGGUCUUUGCUCGUCCGAUUCUGCCACUCACUACCACUCGGAAAGCUGACCUGGCGAAGUUGAUGGAAGGCAGGUUACGAAGUAGGUGUAUGGGGCUCCUCGACUUCCAUCGUGCUGAAUCUGAGACAAAUGUUCCCGAUGAACUCAAAUUGGCCGAUGCAACAGUUCAGCUUGCGAAUAGAUCGGUGUCCGAAUUUCUGGAGAUCCGAACAGACAUUCUUGCAUGCACGGAAAGGACCGGGUUUGACGCUAGGGUUAGCCUGAUGAGAUCCUUCGUGCGGCAGAUCGAAGCCUGGGAACCUGAAACUCCCAAUGAUUCUGACUAUCACACGUCCCAUGGUCGCCGGUCCAUAUGGAAUUUGGUGGGCAAUACCAUGCGUCUUGCAUAUCAGGCAGGAACGUCUCUGAGCGAGCUUGAAGUAACUUUACUUGAUCAUAUGGACAGUGUGGUCCAAGCUCGCUGCCAGACCUAUAUCAACGACCACUGGGACGUCGUUUCAAAACAUUCUGGACUGAACAAAAAGUGCAGAGCGAAGCACUGGUCUGAUUUCGUUCCCGAAGACUACCAGAGACCUGUUCCAUGGCAUGACAGUUUCUUGAGUUUGGCAGUAAGGCAUGGAGCAAUUGGCUAUGUUCAACAAAGUCUGAUGAAAGCUGAUUUUUUACGGGUGCCUAAGCCUACUGGCGGAUUUCUGGAUCGUUUCAUGUACAGCUUGGCACCUUUUCGAGCCAACAUCAAUCAGCUCUCCAAACCUGGACGCCCUCUCCUCGACUAUGCAGUCAUACCAGAGCCUGCUUAUCCACUAUGUACCAACGCCAUAAACCCAGACCUGGUUGAGCUUUUGCUGGAUUAUGGUGCAAAUCCCAAUGAGGCGUUCAAUGGCUCGACUCCAUGGCAGAAUGCUCUUGACACUGUCAAGAAUGGCCAAGCUGGCUGUUUCCAAGAUUGGGCCAAGAUUUUAGAGCUUCUUAUUGUGCGUGGCGCUGAUCCUAAUGCGUACUGCAAAUCGUGGAAGAAAACGGGAAAAGGAACCGGUGUAACAAUGCGAUACUCAGCAUUGAACAUCGUACAUACCGGUUUUUUUAGAGAAUACGAUCAUCUAAAAGAGGUCCAAGAUCUUCGUCAAAGGUUAUCAGACCUUUUGUGUCAAAGAGGAGCUCGAGACUUCAAGCUGAAUUUGACGUGA